UCUAGUGGUUAGGACCCUACGUUGUGGCCGUAGUAACCCAGGUUCGAAUCCUGGUCACGGCAAUGUGUAAAACAUUGUCACGUACUUUAAUAUAUUUUUUCAAAUAUAAUGUGAUGAAAUACAAACUUGAGAAGAUAAUAACUUUUGCGAUAAACAAUAAUAAAUUGAACAAAGGAAAAGAUAAUGAUUUCAUAUAAAAAAUCUACAUGGAAGUAUGCAUGUUACAUGAAUCAUUAUUACUCAAUUGUUUAAGAUCUGAUGUAAUUCCUACAACUGUACAUAUUAAUGUAAGCAUUUAUGUUAUAAUAAAGGAAAAGAAUUGUUCAUAAAACGUCAGCAAAUUUUCUCUUGCAAAAUCAAUAAAUGUCAGGUAAAACCACAUCAGAUUCCAGUGCAUAAUUUGAGUUUCAAAGCACUUCAAAGCUUAUUGCAAUUGAAUUCUUUGAUGUGUCCAAAUUGUUUACGUGUAACAUGAAGUACUAUAGCUUAAUAUCAUUAAUCUUUAUUUUAUAUCAUAUUGUGGUGUAUACACGUAAUAUCUCUUGUACUAAAAUUCACAAUUUACAACCAUUUACAUCAAUAAAGUUCAAUUAUCCUAAUUACAAUAUACGUUCUGGAAGGCAAUUGAAGGAAAUUGAUCUGAGUACCAACUCCAAAGCACUGACUGAACAAAAGCAGCGAGAUUCACGUGGUGUAUCAGGCUCUAGUCGACAUCUUAAACUAGGUGAUGCUCAUCAAGUUGCAAACUAUUUUCUCACUGGAGGACCAUCAAAAGGUCAUGCACAUUUCGUAAGAGAUUGUGAUUCAAAUAAUGAUGACAAUGAUACAGAAAAAACAAGUAAUCCUACUGUUAAGACUAAUACAGAUUUACUUAUAAAUGAAGAAGAUUCCAACACAACUUCAUCCGAUUCCAUUGUUGGGGCUUCCUUGCCACAUAUCCCUCCACUACAUAUUCCUUCAGUACCACAUAUUCCUCCACUACCUAUUCCUCCGCAUUUGAAUUCCAUUAUACAUCCAGCUUUAAAUACAAUAAGUAGAUUACCACAUUUGCUAGGGAAUAAUUUUUUACAAUCUGUAUUACACCCUGAUUUACAUCCACAUAUCAACACAUUACAUGAUAUUCCUAGUACAUUAGUAAAAACAGUUAGCGGGCCAGUAAGUGAGUUAAUAAAUGCCAGAUCAGAGCUCCAAGAUGUGUUGCACCCAAAUGGAUCAUUUCUUAGAAGUAUCAAUGAAGCACGAGAAAAUAGAAAAACAAGGAAAAAUCUUAAGAAUAAUUUAGUGUCUCCAAUUGGACAACCACCUAUUGUAGGAUUAGCUCAACCAAAUUCCCACAAGAAUUCCAAUAAGAAUGUUCCACUAUCAAGUAUGAUCGAACCACAUCUUCCAGUAUCUCAUCCUCCCCCUAGUGGUUAUAUAGUGCACUAUGUACCACACAAUACAGAAACAGCAUCACAGUCUCCAAGUGGUUCAUCGAAGUAAUUACCUUCUAAUUCUGAGAAUAAUAAUUUGAAUAUCCAAAAUGAUCAAACAAAUUCCUUCAAUAGUAAAGUACCAAGAUGUAAAUGAAAACAUACAAUUAGCACGACUAUCAGGAUUACAAAAUAAUGAUGAAUAAUAAAAGAAUUUAACAAAAGUUUUAAGAUAUUUGUAUGUAUGAAUGCAUUCAGUUUAAAACUUCCCUUUAAAAGGUUUGUACAAGUUGUAAUAUAAUAUUUUUGUACGUGAGAAUAAUUCUCAUUUCAA
Molecule: messenger RNA, 1746 nt
Organism: Bombus pyrosoma
Lineage: Eukaryota; Metazoa; Arthropoda; Insecta; Hymenoptera; Apidae
Exons: 6
Coding region: 472-1482 (336 amino acids)
Source: RefSeq, a predicted model, not a curated record